Molecule: messenger RNA, 9310 nt
Organism: Clupea harengus (Atlantic herring)
Lineage: Eukaryota; Metazoa; Chordata; Actinopteri; Clupeiformes; Clupeidae
Gene: notch3
Product: notch receptor 3
Biological process (GO): cell differentiation; Notch signaling pathway; multicellular organism development
Cellular component (GO): cell surface; plasma membrane; signaling receptor complex
Molecular function (GO): calcium ion binding; signaling receptor activity; protein binding
Source: RefSeq, a predicted model, not a curated record
AGAGAGGCAAGUAAAGUUUUUCAAAAGUUCCUGGAGGUGUUUGUAGACGCACUGCUGCCUGUCCGAGCAGCAGAGAACUCCAAUUGGAUUUAAUUUAAAACACCAUUUUAUGUUUUUAGUUUAUGUGAAAAGAUUUUAAAUCUACUUUAUGACGCUACGUAUCGAAGUUUCUGGGACCUUUUAUCUUUGCGUGAAAAUCUGAAGGAUGUAUUAUUGGUAACUCUUCUGAAGACUUGGAACAAAUUUCCACAGAAAUGGGGAUUUACAAUAUUUGGAUAUUUUUAUCAUUUUUAUGUGUUGUACAACAUGUUGAUGGACUCCGCUGUGUGGAUUCAUACCGACCCUGUGAGAAUGGAGGAAUGUGCAUAAGCUCCAAAUGCAUGUGCCGACCUGGCUACAUCGGACCUCUCUGCCAACACCUGGACCCCUGUCAUCGUGGGCCGUGCCACAACGGAGCCGUCUGCAAGAGCCAGGUGGCCAAUGGCAUCCCCCAGUACACCUGCGUGUGCCAGCGAGGAUUCCGAGGUCAAGACUGCUCCCAGAUUGAUGCCUGUGCCACCAGCCCCUGUGCCAAUGGCGCCCGCUGCGUCAACUGGAGCAACCACUACAACUGCUCCUGCCCGCCGGGCUUCCAGGGCAAGAACUGCCGCAAUGACAUCGAUGAGUGCCGCAAGCCAGGAAGGUGCCUGAACGCCGGCAUGUGCCAGAACACGCACGGCUCCUACACCUGCCGCUGCCAGCCGGGCUACAGCGGGCGCACGUGCGAGAUAGUCACCCUUCCCUGUGCGCCCUCCCAGUGCCUCAAUGGGGGCACAUGCCACCAAAUCAGCGACCACGCGUAUGAGUGUGCCUGCCUGCCAGGCUUCGAGGGCCACAACUGCGAGACCAACGUGGAUGACUGCCCCGGGCACAAAUGCAUGAACGGGGGCCUCUGUGUGGAUGGGGUCAACACCUACAACUGCCAGUGCCCCCCAGAAUGGACAGGCCAGUACUGUGCUGAGGACGUGAACGAGUGCCUGAUGCAGCCCAACGCCUGCCACAACGGCGGCACGUGCUUCAACACCAUCGGCGGCCACACCUGCGUCUGCGUCAACGGCUGGACCGGCGACGACUGCAGCGAGAACAUCGACGACUGCGCCACGGCCGUCUGCUUCAACGGUGCCACCUGCCACGACCGCGUUGCCUCCUUCUUCUGCGAAUGCCCAGUGGGCAAGACCGGUCUCCUGUGUCACCUGGAUGAUGCGUGCGUGAGCAACCCGUGUAACGAGGGGGCCGUGUGUGACACCAACCCCCUGAAUGGCAGAGCCAUCUGCACCUGCCCUGCCGGCUUCGUCGGAGGAGCCUGCAACCAGGACAUGGACGAGUGCUCCAUCGGUGCGAAUCCCUGCGAGCACUUUGGCAAGUGUGUGAACACAGAGGGCUCCUUCCAGUGUCAGUGCGGCCGUGGCUACACAGGGCCGCGCUGCGAGAUCGACAUCAACGAGUGCCUGUCCAUGCCCUGCCAGAACGAUGCCACCUGCCUGGACCGCAUCGGGGAGUUCACGUGCAUCUGCAUGCCAGGCUACACGGGGACAUACUGCGAGGUGGACGUGGAUGAGUGUGAGAGCAACCCCUGCGUGAACGAUGGCAUCUGCAGGGACAUGGUCAACGGCUUCUCUUGUACCUGUCAGCCAGGCUUCACCGGCACCAUGUGUCAGAUCGACGUUGACGAGUGCGCCAGCACGCCUUGCCAGAACGGGGCCAAGUGCUUCGACCGGCCCAACGGAUACGAGUGCCGCUGCGCAGAAGGCUUUGAGGGGACCCUUUGUGAGAGCAACAUUGAUAACUGCCGGCCUGACCCAUGCCACCACGGCACCUGCGUCGACGGCAUCGCCACCUACUCCUGCAACUGUGAUGCCGGUUACACGGGCUACCGCUGCGAGAACCAGCUCAACGAGUGUCACAGCAACCCCUGCCAGAGUGGCGGCAAGUGCGUGGACCUGGUCAACAAGUACAUCUGCCAGUGUCAGCACGGCACCUCAGGUGUCAACUGCGAGAUCAAUUUUGAUGACUGUGCCAGCAACCCAUGUGAAUUUGGUAUGUGCAAGGAUGGCAUCAACCGCUACGACUGUGUCUGCGAGCCUGGCUUCACUGGCCCAAAGUGCAAUGUGGAGAUAGACGAGUGCUCGUCCAACCCCUGCCGUAACGGCGGUACCUGUGUGGAUGACGAGAACGGCUUCCACUGCCAGUGCCCUGACGGCUUCCACCCGCCCUACUGUUACUCCAAGGUGGAUGAGUGUGCCAGCAACCCCUGUGUCAACGGAGCCUGCAGAGAAGACCCCAAUGGCUACAGAUGUGACUGUGAGCCCGGUUGGGUGGGGAAAAACUGCGACCUGAACCGCAACGACUGCCUGCCCAGCCCGUGCCAGAACGCCGGCACCUGCAUUGACCAGCUGAACGGCUUCACCUGCAAGUGCCGCCAGGGCUUCAAAGGUAACCUGUGCCAGAUGAAUAUCAACGAGUGCUCAUCAAGUCCGUGUCUGAACUCCGGCACCUGUGUGGAUGGUGUGGCCAGCUUCACCUGCCUGUGUGAUCUGCCCUACAACGGCCCCACCUGUGCUGAAGUGCUCACUCCCUGCUCCCCCAACCCCUGCUCCAACCACGCCCAGUGCAUCAACACACCCGACUACCAGGGGUACCAGUGCAACUGCUUGUCUGGAUGGCAAGGUCAGAUGUGUACUGCCGAUGUGAAUGAGUGCAUCGCCAACCCCUGCAAAAACCGCGGCACCUGCACCAACACACUGGGGGCCUAUGUGUGCUCCUGCCGGGCCGGCUUCACCGGGGCCAACUGUGAGACAGACAUCAAUGACUGCUCACCGAACCCCUGUCUGAAUGGAGGCUCGUGCUCAGAUGGUGUGAAUAGCUUCCAGUGCAGCUGUCUGCCUGGAUUCACUGGCCCGCGCUGUGCAGUGGAGGUGAACGAGUGCCAGAGCGCCCCCUGCAGGAAUGGAGGCACUUGCACUGACUACGUGAACAGCUACACUUGCACCUGCAAGCCUGGCUUCACGGGGAUCCACUGUGAGACCAACAUCCCUGACUGCACUGAGAGCUCUUGCUUCAACGGAGGCACUUGCACAGACAAGAUCAACGGCUAUACCUGCUCGUGUCGCUCAGGCUUCACCGGCUCACACUGCCAGUACGAGGUGAACGAGUGUGACUCGCAGCCUUGCCUCAACGGUGGCCUGUGCCAGGAUGCCCUCGAGUCCUUCCGCUGCUCCUGCCCCAAAGGCUACACCGGCAACCGUUGCCAGGUCCCGGUGGACUGGUGCCGCCGCUCCAACCCUUGCCAGAACGGAGGGCGCUGCCGGCAGAAGGACGCCGCCUUCACCUGCGAGUGCAUGGGCGGCUGGUCGGGCCGCUACUGUGACAUCCCAGGGGUGUCUUGCGAAGUGGCCGCAGCUCAGAGAGGCUAUCAGACGGACGAGCUCUGCCACCACGGCGGGCACUGCGUCAACACGGGCAACAGCCACUACUGUAAGUGCCCAGUCGACUACACGGGCAGCUACUGCGAGAGCCAGGUGGACCACUGCGAGGACAAACCCUGCCGCAACGGCGCCACCUGCAGGGGAUACGUGGGAGGAUACACAUGCGACUGCAUGCCAGGCUACCAUGGAGAGAACUGUGACAUGGAGAUUAACGAGUGCCAGUCUCACCCGUGCCAGAAUGGCGGCACCUGCAUUGACCUUGUGGGGCAUUACAUCUGCUCAUGCCCACCUGGCACUCUGGGUGUCCUGUGUGAGAUCAAUGAGGACGACUGCUCCACCCCAGCCAGGCCCCGGGGCACCCCCAAGUGUCUGAACAACGGCACGUGUGUGGACCGCGUGGGCGGCUACAAGUGCAACUGCCCCCCUGGCUUCACUGGGGACCGCUGUGAGGGAGACAUCAACGAGUGCCUGUCCAACCCCUGUAACCCUGGCAACAGCCUGGACUGCAUCCAGCUGCCCAACGACUACCAGUGCAUCUGCAAGCCUGGCUACACAGGUCGACGGUGCCAGAACCGUUUCAGUGUGUGUGAGUCUCAGCCUUGUCAGAACGGAGGCGCCUGCAGCGUCACCAGCAGCACAGCCUCAGGAUACACCUGCACCUGUCAACUGGGCUACACCGGUGCCAACUGUGAGCGCAGCAUGUUGUGCCGUGAGCUCUCCUGCUACAACGGUGGCAGCUGCACGCUGACCACGCGCGGCGCCCGCUGCAGCUGCCUGCAGGGCUACGCAGGGCCGCAGUGCCAGCACCGCAGCAACGAGGGCUGCUCGGCGCAGCCCUGCCGCAAUGGCGGUCUGUGCACCGAAGAGACCUCCUUCCCCUUCUUCCACUGCCAGUGCCCCGCCGGCUUUACCGGCAAGCGCUGCGAGCAGCCCAGCGGACACUAUGCUGACCCGCUGCCACCGCCACCGCCACCUGCCUGCCCGCUGGCCGACUGUCCUGGCAAGGCCAACGACGGCGUGUGUGACAAGGAGUGCAACACCUUCGCCUGCCGUUGGGACGGCGGCGACUGCUCGCUGGCCGUCAACCCGUGGGCCAACUGUCCUGACCCGCGCUGCUGGCGAGUCUUCAACAACAGCCAGUGUGACGAGAGCUGCAACAAUGCUGCCUGCCUCUACGACAACUUUGACUGUCGCAGUAAGGAGAAGGUUUGCAAUCCGAUCUACGAGACGUACUGCAUCGACCACUUUGCCGAUGGCCUCUGCGACCAGGGCUGCAACACGGAGGAGUGCGGCUGGGAUGGCCUGGACUGCGCUGUGAAGGUGCCCGAGAACCUUGCGGACGGUGUGCUGGUUGUCACGGUGCUGCUGCCGCCCGAAGAGCUGUUGCGCACGGGCACGGCCUUCCUGCAGAAGCUCAGCGCCAUCCUGCGCACCAGCCUGCGUUUCCGCCUCGACCAGAACGGCGAGGCCAUGAUUCGCCCAUACACCCGCCGCGAGGCACGCCUCAAGCGCGAGCUGCAGCCUCAUCAGGAGGUCAUUGGGUCCAUCGUGUAUCUGGAGAUAGACAACCGUCUGUGCUCUCAAGGCUCUGAUGGCUGCUUCCCCUCGGCUGACACGGCGGCGGAGUACCUGGGAGCCCUGUCUGCCACGGAGAUGCUGCGCUUCCCCUACCCCAUCAAAGCAGUCCGCACUGAGCGGAUGCGACCCGAAGAUGAGUUGCCAGAGUGGUCCAAGCUCCUGCUGGUGGGCGUGGCGGCCGUCUUCCUGCUGGUCAUCCUGGUGGUGGGCAUGCUGAUCGCGCGGCGCAAGCGGGAGCACAGCACACUCUGGUUCCCCGAGGGCUUCUUCCUCAAGAAGGACACCAGCAGCAACAAGAACCGCAGGGAGCCGGUGGGACAGGAUGCCCUGGGCAUGAAACACAUGCCAAAGACAGUGGAGGAGUCUCUUCUGGGAGACCACAGUGACCAGUGGAUUGAUACAGACUGCCCUGAGGCCAAGAGACUGAAGGUGGAGGAGCCCAGCAUGCUGUCGGACAGUGAGGACCCGGUGGACUCCAGGCAGUGGACGCAGCACCAUCUGGCAGCCGCCGACAUCCGCAUGCCGCCCUCCAUGGCACUCACGCCUCCGCAGGGAGAGUUUGACACUGACUGCAUGGACGUCAACGUCCGAGGACCUGACGGUUUCACUCCUCUCAUGCUGGCGUCAUUCUGCGGAGGCGGCCUGGAGCCCGAGGUGGCAGAGGAAGAGGAGGAGGAGUCAUCCGCCAACAUAAUCUCUGACCUCAUCUACCAGGGCGCCUCGCUGGCCGCCCAGACAGACCGCACCGGGGAGACGGCCCUGCACUUGGCCGCCCGCUAUGCCAGAGCCGACGCCGCCAAGAGGCUGCUGGAUGCCGGAGCGGACGCCAACGCACAGGACAACACCGGACGCUCACCACUGCACGCAGCGGUGGCCGCUGAUGCCCAAGGAGUAUUCCAGAUCCUGAUCCGUAACCGUGCCACUGACCUGGACGCCCGCAUGUACGACGGCUCCACGGCCCUCAUCCUGGCUGCCCGCCUGGCAGUGGAGGGCAUGGUGGAGGAGCUCAUCACCUGCCACGCCGAUGUCAAUGCCGUCGACGAACUGGGUAAAUCUGCCCUGCACUGGGCUGCAGCAGUCAACAACGUGGAAGCCACCAUCGCCCUGCUGAAGAACGGAGCCAACAAAGACAUGCAGGAUCUGAAGGAGGAGACUCCUCUGUUCCUGGCGGCUCGCGAGGGCAGCUGCGAGGCGGUGAAGGUGCUCCUGGCCCACUUUGCCAACCGCGAGAUCACCGACCACAUGGACCGGCUGCCGCGCGACAUCGCUCAAGAGCGCAUGCACCACGACAUCGUGCAGCUGCUCGACGAGUACAACACGGUGCGUAGCCCGCAGGGGCACAGCGCCGCCGCCCACCACCUGGCCGUGGCCGCCGGCGGGCACACGCUCUCGCCGCUCAUGUGCCCACCCAGCAGCUUCAUGCAAGGCCUCAAGACCACUCCGCAGGGCAAGAAGAGCCGGCGUCCCAGCGCCAAAGGCUCGGGCGGCAUGAUCGGGCCGCACGGUGGCAACAUCGGCCUGAAGGAGUCCGCCAAAAUGCGCAACAAGAAGCUGACGCUAGACAUGCAGAGCGCCCUGCUGGAGAGCUCGGUCACGCUCUCGCCCGUCGACUCGCUCGACUCGCCGCACGGCGGCACCAGCAACGCCGGCUACAUGACCAACCCCACCUCGCCGGUCGCCAUGCCCUCGCCCGGCCUCUUCCACACCUCCAUGUCGGUGCCCAACACUCCCAUGGUGCACAGCGCCAUGCUGGACGGCAGUGGGCCCUUCGCCGUCUCCCUGGCACAGCUCAAUGACCUGGGUGCUGGGGGAGACGGCGGGCUCUCAAUGCACGCCCGCGUCUCCAUGGCAUCAGCGGCAGUGGUGAACCCGCACAGCUACGUGCUGAACGCCGGCCAGCUGGGCAUGACCAUGGGCAUGGUGAACCCGGUGAGCGUGCCCUUCGACUGGCACAGCCGCAUAUCCGCCUCGCAGUGCGGCCAGGUGAACAUGGUGCAGGCCGGCAUGAUGCCCCAGACGCCCACCAUGCAGCAGGGUGGCCUGCUCAUGCACCAGCAGAUGUUCCGUGGUGCUCAGCCCAUGCUCCAGCCAACGCCCAUCUCCUCCACCCCCACCGUCAGCCCCAUCAAGCUGGCCUCCAUCGCCGAGCAGCAGCCGCCUCAGCACCAGCCUCAGCACCACAGCCACGUCCUGGCACGCAUGGGCACCUCCAGCCCUCCCACCCCCCAGCAGACGCAGCCCCCAACAGCCUUCUACCAGCAGUCCCCUCAGCAGCCCCAGCCAACCCCCCAGGCAGCAGCAGUGGCGGCCCAGCCGCCCCAGGCUCAGGCCCCCCAGCCCGGAGGCAGCAGCACGGGCCUGGAGGAUUACCCCACCCCACCCUCCCAGCACAGCUACACCCCCACCAUGGAUGCCACACCCAAGCAUUACUUGCGCCUGCCCAGCGAGCACCCCUACCUGACCCCCUCCCCAGAGUCGCCAGAGCCCUGGUCCAGCCCCUCCCCGCAGUGCGUGUCUGACUGGUCUGAGUCCACCCCGAGCCCGGCCGUGUCCGGACCCGCUCAGACCCAGAUCCCCCACGUCCAGGAGUCCAACGGAAAGAUGCAGGUGUUCGCGUGAAGAACCCACCAUCGCCACUUCCACACAUUCCCACCCCCUGCCCUGAAAGUGUAAGAGCCGAUGAGAACAGAGAAGGGAGCUCUCGUUAGAGCUCUGGUUUCGUUUUUAUGGGUCAGCCAGUUUCCAAGAUUUUGAAUUGGAUCCGGAUUGACUGUGUUGCAUCAAGAAGACCGUCUGCUGAUGUUGCGUGCAGAGGAAAAAAAAGAGUAAAGGGAAAAAAUAGUUGUUGUUAUUGUUGUCUUAAAAGAAAAGACAAUACAAUGAAGUAAGACUUAUUCUGUCUCAGAUGGACUUGUUUUUUUAUUAUAAAAAAAAGUAUAUGAAGAAAGCCACGUCUUUUAUUUCAAAGACUUGGGGGACACUUUCCUGAAACUAACAAACUUUUAGUAGAUCAAGAAAGAGAAAAAAAGCAAAUGUUGAAGGAAAUUCCUUUCUUUUUUAUUUAUUGUUUUCCUGUGUUCCUCCUUUUUAAGAAAAAAAGAAACUGCCUCGUGGGGCGUUCUCUCCCUCUCUGUGUCCGAAAUGAGUGGCCACUCCAUGGCCCAGACCUGUUACUCUUCACCGCCUCUCCCUGGAGGCCCUGCGGUUAUUCUCCAAUGUCAUGUCCGGUCCGACUCACAUUCAUAUUGUUUUGAAAAAUGAAACCCGAAUAUGAGGGCGUUGUCCUCCUUAAAGGUGAUUUUUAUUAUUUCAGGCAUUUUCCUUCUUCUCAUUCAGCCCUUGUUUUCAGUCAGUACCAUAGAAUUAUUUCUAACCCUAUGGCCUUUACCUAUUUAUGAAGCAGAAGUGGCCAGUAUAGAUUACUUGUGGCAUUUGUUCUUUUUGUUAGGCUAUGUCCUACAUGUCACUGACAAACAUCAACAGAUAUAUCCAGUUUAUUCCGGUCUUGUUAAGUCAGUCACACACAGACACGAUGGGUUUGGUGGCCUUGGGUCGCAGACUGAUGGAGAGAGGGCACUCAGUGUUUGUUAUUUAUUUAGGCCAGAAAAAAAAAAGAAACUGAUUGGCACUGUGAACAAACUACAAAAAAUUGCUUGAACUAGGUAAAUGUCAAAUUAUUUUGGAUGAAAACUAAAAAAGUAUCAUUAGUCAGUUUUAAUCCAUUUCUCUAGGUAUGUAUUGCGUGUAAGAAUGUAUAGGGACAUUUCUGAAGCACUUCUUGGGGCGAACAUGUGGGCGAUGAUAGUGAGCUGGGCUCUCCCUUCUUGCAGUAAUACCAGUGACCACAUGCUCUACAGGUCAGCCAUCAGAGGAAAGCCAGGUGUGAUUCCGUGAGAUGUCCCUUUCGAACUGCCCCUCUGUCUUACUCUUUCAUGGCUUUCAGUCCUGGGCUCUUCUCCAGAGUAGCCAGCUGCAACCUCCAUUCCUUCAGUAUUUCAGCUUAAAUAUUUAUGACCAGUAUAGAUGAGUUCAUUAUUUUUUUUGCCAUUAAUAAAUCAGCCAGUCACUGCCUUUUAAAGUGCUCUGUUGUUGUUUUGUUUUAUUUGUUUUUAUUAUGAUGAUUUUUAUCCUUCUACUGAAAACAUGGUUACCUUUUUGUGAACAUCGACGAGAUGUACUAAGCUAUUAUUUUAUUUCAUGAUUUUUUUUUUUUCUUAUUGGCUGCUGCUCGCUGUCACUCUAAAGUGUGACACCCGUGUGUCUUCUUC